AUCGGCUCCUGAGGCUGACUACCGCCUUCCCACAAUGCACUGCGCAGGAGCAUGGCUGACUUUCGUAUAGGAGUGUCAUCCGAACGAGAAUGAAUGCACUUUUUCUUUUGGUGACAGCAGCUGACUUUUCCUGUAACUGCUUUAGAUUCAGGUUUGCUAAGUAAAUCUUGCAUGUUAUGUUUUUGUGACCGCGUCGUGAGGAGUCGACAGGAAGUCCCUACAUUAAUCUCCGCAGCACCUUCUGUGGUAGCCGACCAGAGCCAAGAUGGCUGGAGUUGGGGCCAAGCGCGAGGGACCACAGUUCAUCAGUGAAGUGGCAGUGAGAGGCAACGCGGCAGUGCUGGAUUACUGCCGCACCUCUGUGUCUGCGCUCUCGGGAGCAACAGCCGGUAUCCUUGGCCUGACGGGACUGUACGGCUUCAUCUUUUAUUUCCUAUCAUCCUUUCUCCUCUCACUGCUGCUUAUUCUCAAGGCCGGACGGCGGUGGAACAAAUUCUUCAAAUCACGGCGGCUGCUCUUUACUGGAGGCCUCGUCGGAGGCCUCUUCACAUAUGUCCUGUUCUGGACUUUCUUGUACGGGAUGGUGCACGUAUACUAGAACAUCUACUCGAAAUAACUCAGAAAUAUUUGUCUAAUGCUCUGUAAUUCUUUAGGUUUGUCUGCCUGCUGUUGUAGAUAGGCUGUUAGUGGAAGGCUUCCAUUGUGAACUGUUUAUAUGUUAAACGAUGAGUUAAGAGAAUUAACUGUCCUUUUCUUUCCUCCAUAUUUAACAGAGAAUGAACUCUAACCUGUACUUAGAGAGCUAUAGUUAUAAUGUAGGUUUACAGAUCAAAUCCUCACAAGUUAAACCAAGUCAGAAAACAGCAGAUGUAAUUACUGACUGGAUUAAAGAUCUCUCUAGAAGUUUUUUUGGAUCACUUUUUCUUCACUGGGGAGUGUCACUAAUAAUAAUAAAAUUGUGAUGACAAAAAUGUGUUUCCAAUGACAAAGAACAUUCAAUAAAUAAAAACAGGAACAGCAAACAAUAAAGGGAGACUCUGCA
Pundamilia nyererei is the source of this 1042-nucleotide messenger RNA. It is a transcript of the gene emc6, whose product is annotated as ER membrane protein complex subunit 6. Bases 266 to 598 code for a protein of 110 amino acids. Gene Ontology annotation, cellular component: EMC complex; endoplasmic reticulum; membrane. Lineage: Eukaryota; Metazoa; Chordata; Actinopteri; Cichliformes; Cichlidae. The transcript is spliced from 2 exons. Gene Ontology annotation, biological process: protein folding in endoplasmic reticulum; autophagosome assembly. The record is from RefSeq and is a predicted model, not a curated record.